AUGGAUCGAUAUCAUCUUGGACAGAAGGUUUCUGUUUUGACUAAACACGGAAAAUUAGUAUCUAUUAAUAAAUUUAUUUUAGGUUCUAUCAAUGAAAAUUCGUUAAAAAAACUAUUAUUAAAUCGUUUAGUAACAGCAAAUAUUCGUCGUGGUAGUAAUCAUAAACUUUAUCCACGUUUUUCUCAAUUAGUUGUUUCAUCAUUUGCCGGUAUCAUGUGGAUAGAUAAUCCAAAAUUUUCUAUCAAUGAUCAUGUCAAAGAAAUUCCACGUAAUGUUCAAUUUACGACAGAUCCCAUAUCAGCAAAAUUAACUGCAAAACAAGGAAGAUGUGUCCUCCGGACCUUUCGUAAAUUGAAUUCUGUUCCAUGA
This is a messenger RNA of Didymodactylos carnosus, 369 nucleotides long. The record is from the annotation of a GenBank genome assembly. Lineage: Eukaryota; Metazoa; Rotifera; Eurotatoria; Philodinida; Philodinidae.